Molecule: messenger RNA, 1794 nt
Organism: Heterostelium album PN500
Lineage: Eukaryota; Evosea; Eumycetozoa; Acytosteliales; Acytosteliaceae
Product: Ras family protein
Exons: 3
Coding region: 1-1794 (597 amino acids)
Molecular function (GO): GTP binding; zinc ion binding; GTPase activity
Source: RefSeq, a predicted model, not a curated record
AUGGAAAUAGAGUGUUCAAAACAUAAUAAAACACUUGAAUAUAUUUGUUUUCAAUGUAAUUUGUCGUUUUGUUACAGGUGUUCGAAUGAUCAUCCAAAAUCACAUCCCAGACAUACUUGUGAACAUAUCGAUGAUAUCAAAUUACAAUUGUUAAAGACAAUAGAUAACUCAAAGCUCAUUAAUAAUAAUAGUAAUAACAAUAAUAGUAGUAACAGAGAUAAAACUAGUAAUAGAAAUGAGAAUGUUCAAGAAAGUAAUAAUAAUAAUAAUGUUAAUAGUACAAAAGAAACAGAAAAUAACUAUAUACAAUCACAAAUUGAUAAUCUAUGGUUAAAAAUAAAAGAUUCAUCAAAACAAUACAGGUCACUCGAAGAUAAACAACAAAAGAUAAGCGAUCACUUUGCAAUAUUACAUAAAUAUUUGAUUGAAGAGGAACUUAAAUUAAAGAAACCGAUUAUAAAUGAUAUCGAUUUACUUAAAGAUCAGAUUAAUCUUAAAUUAGAUGAGUUUAAAUCACUUAUCAAAAUAAUUAAUACUUUAAAACAUAAUAAUAAUAAUAACAAUAGUAGUAAUAAUAGUGUUACAGAUGAUAGUUUAGAUUAUCAGAUUAAUGAUGAUAGUUUAGAUUAUGAUAAUGAUAAUGAUAAUGAUACAACUAUUAGAUAUUCUAUUGAAUCGAUUAUUAAUUCUGUUCUAUUGAUAGAAUCAGUACAACAAUUCAUUAAACAUCAUGAUCAAACAUUGUUUGACUAUCGGUACAAUAACAAUAAUAUUGUUAGUUUUAUCAAAGAUCAUACUACUAGCAUCGAUAUUAUCAUCCUAAAGUUAAUCAAUAUUCAUAACAAUCAAUAUAAACAAUCAAUUUCAAAGAAUAAUGUUAUCGAUAAUCAAUCAACAACAAAUAAUAUGAUCAUCGAUAAUUACAAUAUUACCACAACAUUAACACCGAAUGAUAUUGAUACUUAUCUAAAAUUUGUACGACUAUCAAUAGGUGUGACCAACCGAAAUGAUAUUCCCAAGAAAACUAAGACCACAACAACUACCGUAGAGCGAAGAAUACCUAAACAGAGAACUGAUCCAAUAAUAACACCCAAACAAGAACUAUCAAAGGAACUCGUUAAAGAAAGAUAUUUCAAGAAUCUAGUGCCAACCACCGAUGACAAUGGCAUUCCGAGUUAUACAUUUAAAUUUUUGUUACUUGGAGAUUCCUGUGUUGGAAAGACACAAAUGAUAAAUAGAUUUGCAAAUAAUGAUUUCGAUAGUUCACCUGGAAAUGUCACUCAAUUGGAUUUCACACUGCGUAUAUUCAUUGAAGAUAAAUUUACGAUUAGGCUACAACUAUGGGAUACCUGUGGAAAUAAUUCAUUCCACAAAAUUAACAUUUUCUACAUUCCUGGUCAACUAGCCAUCAUUAUUGUCUAUGAUGUCACAGAUAUCGGUUCGUUUGAAAAUGUAACAAGAUUGUUUAACAUGAUCAACGAGAACAAUGGAACGAUGGCAUAUAAAAUAUUGGUUGGCAACAAAUGUGAUAGUCCUAAAAGAGUGAUCGACUAUGAAACCGGUCAUAAGUUGGCGGAUUCGCUUGGAAUAUCAUUUAUAGAGACAUCUGCCAAAACUGGACAAGGAAUUGAAGAGCUAUUUAUGAAGCUAUACAACAUCCAUAAAAAUAUGAUUUUGAACAAAGCAAUACCAAAUCAACAACAAAACGAUGAUAAUAAUAAUAAUAAUAAUAACAAUAAUAAUAAUAACAAUAAACCUCAGGCAAAUGGUUUAUUCUCAUUUUUCAAGAGAUAA